Molecule: messenger RNA, 2053 nt
Organism: Selaginella moellendorffii
Lineage: Eukaryota; Viridiplantae; Streptophyta; Lycopodiopsida; Selaginellales; Selaginellaceae
Product: glycerol-3-phosphate 2-O-acyltransferase 6
Exons: 4
Coding region: 384-1883 (499 amino acids)
Biological process (GO): cutin biosynthetic process
Cellular component (GO): membrane
Molecular function (GO): glycerol-3-phosphate 2-O-acyltransferase activity; phosphatase activity
Source: RefSeq, a predicted model, not a curated record
GGAGAGCUCAGCCGGCACGAAGUUUGGUCUGGUGGUAAUUAACUGCGGUCUACUUUGGAGAAUGCUCAUCAGGUGACGUACCAACGAAUUAAAUGGCUCCACCAUACAACGCCGUUUGCGGUGAAAAGGGAGCCGAUGUGUGAGCCGAGACGGUGAAGAGAGGAGAGGAGCGAAGCCACUUCUACUGUCACUCCACUGCUCCGAGUUCCUGCUCCGCCUGUACAACACCGGAGUGUGCGGCAUUUGGCUGUUUCGCGGAAUGGGUCCGAGCACUUAGCUUCUGGAAUGUGAGGGACCGGUCGUGAAAUCGGGAGAGCAACUUGGGCGUUACAAGUCGAUCGAGGAGCUUUCGCUUUUCCAAUCUACAUUCUGGUAGAAAAGCUAUGGUUGUUGCAAUGCGGGAGUUCGACAUGGAGCACCCGUAUGACGUGAUCGACAAUUGCUCGGCCGACAACCGCGAGAAGCAGAGCGUGGUAGCCGACUUGGAUGGCUCCUGCGUUCGCAGCCGGAGCUCCUUCCCUUACUUCAUGCUGGUGGCUCUGGAAGGAGGCAGCCUCCUGAGAAGCGUGCUCCUCAUGGUCAUGGCCCCCGUCGCGUGGCUGCUCUACCACUUCGUCUCGGAGGCAGCAGGCAUCAAAGUCCUCAUCUUCUUCUCCUGCGCCGGCCAGAGAGCUCGGGACAUCGAAGCGGUGGCUCGCGCAGUUCUCCCCAAGUUCUACUCCGAGGACGUCCACAGCUCCACCUGGAGAGUCUUCUCGUCGUGCGGCAAGCGCUACAUUCUCACGGCCAGCCCGAGACUGAUGGUGGAGCACUUUGCCACGACAUACCUGGGCGCUGACAAGGUGAUAGGGACGGAGCUGCAAGUGACAAGGAGCGGGUACGCUACGGGGUUCGUCAAGAGCCCCGGCGUUUUGGUUGGCGUCAACAAGAGGCGGGCAUUGAAGGCCGUGUUUGGUGAGGAGGUGCCAGACCUGGGGAUUGGCGAUCGCAGCUCUGAUUAUCCGUUCAUGGCUUUUUGCAAGGAAGCUUACAUUGUUCCUAGCCAGCCUGCCGACGCCGUUCCAGCUCACAAACUCGCGCGCAAGAUUAUCUUUCACGACGGCAGGCUGGUCCAGAGGCCGACGCCGUUCGUGGCGCUGGUCACCUUUCUGUGGCUACCCGCCGGCUUCCUCCUGGCCUUCUUCCGCAUCCUGGUGGCGCUUCCAUGCCCGGUCGAGUACGUCCCGCUGCUCUACAAGGUGAUCGGCGUCCGGCUCAUCGUCAAGGGCAAAGUCCCGCCACCUUCCAAGAACGGGAUCCUCUUCGUCUGCACGCACCGGACGCUCAUCGACCCGAUAAUGGCCUCGGCGGCCUCGGGGAGCGACGUGACCGCGCUCACCUACAGCAUUAGCCGGGUGUCGGAGGUGCUCUCGCCCAUCAAGACGGUGCCGCUGUCGCGGGACCGGGAGAGGGACGCCUCGAACAUCAAGCGGCUGCUGCUGAAGGAGAACUUGGCGAUCUGUCCCGAGGGAACGACGUGCCGGGAGCCUUUCCUGCUGCGGUUCAGCGCCCUGUUCGCGGAGCUGUCCGAGAACAUCGUCCCGGUUGCGACGUCGACCAAAACGAGCAUCUUCCACGGGACGACGGUGCGGGGCUGGAAGGGGAUGGACCCGUUCUUCUUCUUCAUGAACCCGUUCCCGGUGUACGAGGUGACGUUCCUCGAGCGGCUGCCGCACGAUCUGAGCGUCCAGGGGGGCAAGUCGGCGAUCGAGGUGGCCAACUACAUCCAGAGGGUGCUGGCGGACACGCUGGGAUUCGAGUGCACGAACUUUACGCGCAAGGAUAAGUAUGGGAUGCUCAUCGGCAGCGAUGGAACGGUGCCUGCCAGGAAGAAGUCCUUUUGACCGCGGGGAGGAGCGAGAGAGAUCGAGAGUGGAGGACAGGGCAGCAGCUCACAAAGCUAUGGUGCGCUGCGGUUCUCUGGCAAAGCUUGCUUGGAAAGAAUCUCUCGAGAGGGAGGAGAUAAGAAACGAGAAAGUUCGUGUCCUUCAUUAGGGCAGAUUUAAAUUUAAAA